Ostrinia nubilalis (European corn borer) is the source of this 1754-nucleotide messenger RNA. RefSeq lists its product as uncharacterized. The record is from RefSeq and is a predicted model, not a curated record. Bases 365 to 1474 code for a protein of 369 amino acids. Lineage: Eukaryota; Metazoa; Arthropoda; Insecta; Lepidoptera; Crambidae. The transcript has 3 exons.
UUCAUGUUUAUUUUAUUAAUGUGCCGAGGUUGUAUCUCGUUUUAUUUGUAUUGGUAUUGUUUUCCCUGAAUCAAGUUGGAACUGUGGCAUUAUUAAUUGUUUACAAAAAGUUACAAUUCAAAUUAAAUUAUCUUUACUAAAGAUUUCAUCACUACAAAAUGGAGCAUAUGCAGCAGCCACAGCAAACAAUUCCUCAUAUUGUUCAGGUGUACCAUCAGCCUGUAUCCACCACCAAAAUUCAGAAUCCUCAAAUAAUACACAUAUCGCACCCAUCUCUGCAGCCAUCCCAAGGAAAGUGACUUACCAGCAGACUAUCACAUCGAAAUCCUUACACAUACCGGUUACUCAUGUUCCGGAGAUCCAUAUGUCACAAAACCAUAUCGUUAUGUCAUGUCAGCAAACGCACUUGCAAAAUUUGCAGACGUUACAAGCACCGCAGGUCAUACAAAACACAGAUAUGGGUCAACCUUUACAUGUGAUACUACCGCAAGUGCCGUCAAUAUUGAAGCAGCAUUUGGUGUUGGGUGGAGUCCAACAGCCUUAUUAUGGACAGUAUGAGAAUUACCAAGAGGAACAGUGUGUUGUCACUAAGUUAGAACCAGAUGUACAUUUGCAAAUGUUGCCACCAAAACCAGUGGAGUUUAAACCAGACAAUAGAGUUGCUACAGAGACAGAGACUGCAAAUCGUCCUAAAAGGAUCAGAAAUCCCAAACCCAAUCCAGGUACAUGGGCUUGUAAUAUACGAAAAGUGAAGCAUCAAAGAGGCGAAGCAUACGUCAGCAGAAGAGGAAAAUAUGUCCCAGAGAGAAGAGUCAAAAAUACAAAGGACUGCCUCAAGUCAUGCAAAUACAAAUGCAGUGAGAGAAUCAGUGAUAUAGACCGAGAACACAUAUUCAAAGCAUUCUACUCUUUAAAUGCUAAUGAAAAGAAACAUUUUUUACUAAACACUACAGAAAGAAACUAUAUAAAACACAAAUCGGAUGAUGAAAGUCACAGAAGAAAACAUUCCUUUAAAUAUUUCUUCCUAGUUCGAGCAGUUAGACAUACUGUAUGUAAGAAUUUCUAUUUAGGUACACUAGCAAUAUCUCAGAAGCCUGUUUAUAAUGUGCAUCUUGGCAAAUCUGAGAUGAAUAUACCCAAACCUGAUGGUAGAGGCUUGUCCGAAGCCAGUGCUCAUUCCUUGCCUUCUGAAGUUAAAGACAGAGUGAGAAAGCACAUAAUGUCUUUCAGUACAGAAAAUUCGAAACCUGUCAAACAGUUUUCUAAAAGGAAACAAUUUCUUGAGUCUAAUUUAAGUAUAAAGCAAAUGUACACAAUGUAUUUUAAUGAUUGCAAUAAGGAUAAUGUUGUGCCUGUAAAAGAGUCUAUGUAUAGAAAGAUAUUUAAGCAAGAAUUUAAUUUGCAUUUUAGAAAAGUAAAGGCUGAUCAUCAAGUUUGUUGUAAGUGCAAAGGAGUAAUUAAGAAAAAAUGCUAAAAUAUUUAUUUGAGAGAUUUUAUAAAAUGGUCACUGGCCAUUUAGCGUAUUUUUUUGCCUUGAUGCAAUUCGGUAAUGUUUAUUUAACCACUAAAACUAUGUGGCAAAAUUUAAGUGUUUAUUGCUUCAAGUUUUAGCCACCGCCACACUACACGCAUGCACACACUUCUUCAAUAUUCCAAAUAAUCACUUUCUCAUUAUUGGGCUUACUACUUUAUUUUAGCUCUGAAAACCUUACUUGAUUUUAAUAGUGUCAGAUUUUUUUGAAUACCCCUAUUGU